Molecule: messenger RNA, 936 nt
Organism: Trichomonas vaginalis G3
Lineage: Eukaryota; Parabasalia; Trichomonadida; Trichomonadidae
Product: protein ubiquitination
Exons: 1
Coding region: 1-936 (311 amino acids)
Source: RefSeq, a predicted model, not a curated record
AUGUCAGGUUCAACGCAACCAGCCAAUGAAAUUGAAUGCUCUUUUUGCAAUAUUAAGUUAAUUGAUGCAUUUGAGUACCCAAGCCAAGCUUCAAAACUUAUUUGGGACGUCAACUCAGAAAAUAUUUUACAGGCAUCAUCUCAAAUUAUAGACUUUAUUAAUACCAACAAGAUACCCAUCAAAAUGGCAAUUUAUUUGAUUGAUAUUAUUUCACAACUUCGUGAAAAAAAUAUUAAAUUAUUGGCAGAUCUUUACCAAGCGAUAUCAAAUAAAUUCUCAUGCACCAUUCAACCGAGGAAUGAGAAAUUAACAUCGUUGUUACAUUAUAGAGGUUUCAAAUUUGCAAACUUCAGACCGAAAAUGAAAGAAGAAGAUAUUAUCAACGUCUAUUCAAUAGAUUCUGCAUUACACUAUAUUGCAUAUGAUAAAGUUGAUGAACUCAAGAUCAAAUUCCCAUAUCUUGACAUUGCUCGUGAAAUCAAUGAAAUCACACCACUUGAUUGCGCUAUUAAAUACGGAUCAGAAUUGUGUUUCAAUUACUUUAAGAAUUUAGGCGCCAAAUACACUGAUAAGUCCGAAUUAUAUGCUGUUCAAGGCGGAAACACAAACAUUUUUAUGCAAAUGAUUGAAGAUAAGAAAUCAUUUAACUAUCGUCAAUAUGAAAUUGCUGAGUACCUUAAAUCAAACUUCAGACAAAAUCCUGAUUCAAUUGCAGAGAGCAUGUUUUUCGGAAACUAUGAUGUUGCAUCUUAUUUACUUUCUAAUGGUGGAAAUAUAAACAAACUUUACAUUAUCUUUCAUAUCAUAUUUAUCAUUAUUUUAUUACAUCCUUUUUAUUCUCAUAUUUAUCAUUGUUUUAUUACAUUCUUUUUCAUCUCAUGUUCAUCAUUGCUUUAUGAUAUUCUCUUUCAUUUUAUAUUUAUUAUUGUUUCAUGA